Peromyscus californicus insignis is the source of this 3540-nucleotide messenger RNA. RefSeq names its product arylamine N-acetyltransferase 2. NCBI's taxonomy places the organism in Eukaryota, Metazoa, Chordata, Mammalia, Rodentia, Cricetidae. The record is from RefSeq and is a predicted model, not a curated record. The coding region runs from base 1812 to 2684 and encodes 290 amino acids. Gene Ontology annotation, molecular function: acetyltransferase activity. The transcript is spliced from 4 exons.
GGGGCCUCCCGGAUAGACUUGGAACUCGGGGUUUCCUCCUCCCCUAAGAGGAAGACCAGGAGAUAACAGCAUAACUGGACCGUGAAUUUCCAGUCCUAAUAUUGCUGAGAAAGUUUGGGUGGCACAUACUUGGAACCCAUGCUAUAAAUACUUUGUAGUACACAGGGGAUUCUAACAAACGUUUGCAAGUGGGUGACAGCCACAGCACGUUCUAUUAGAGAGACUUCGAGAGUCAUUGAGCUCCUUUAAUACUGUUUCCUUAUCGGUCACGAACACACUAGUAAUGGUGCUUACUUAACAGGUGUGUGAGAAUUAAAGAGGUGUAUUAGCAUCUUAGGAAAUCUUUAAUUGAAUCCCCCGUUGGUUACUUUCAACCGUGCUGAUCCCUGCACGUCUAGAGGAAUUCAUGGAGGGACUUUUGUCAUUCUUGAAGAAGGGUUCGUCUGGAGGGUCUUUAGGAGCUGUCGAUAACACCAGACAUCAACUACUUCCUGUGAACCCACACUGAGACAUUACCCCUGAACCCAGACUGUUAGAUUACACAGCAGCGAGGAACCAGCUUAUGCAAGAGUCUCAGGAGCUGACGGCUGGUGGGCCCUCUUGCUCUGAACUCUGUUCUGUCCUGUGGCCACGAUGUCAACUACAUUGCUUGGCUCGUUUCUGAUAACAGUUCUUCCCUUUCUCAAGCCCCUCCUUUGACUGCCUCAGACUCAAGGCAACUGACUCCACCCUGUCUUUCAAAAAGAGAAAAAAUAAGAUAAAAAAAAAUGCAACUUUUUUUUUUAUUAGCUACCUGCCAAAGACUAUGUGGCCAUGCCAUUUUUCUGUGGCCCUAUUUCUCUUUUCUUUUGUUUUUGUUUUUCUGGUAGGAUCCCCUGCCCUUGCCUGGCUGCUGGGGGCCUUUACUGGAAGCCUGGAGAUUUCCUAUAACCUAAGGGCAGCUAGUUACUGGUCUUUGCAUAUGGCCAGGCAAACAAGUCUAGUCUCUUUCAUCCAGUUAAUCAAAGAGUUUGGGGUUUGUGGUCAAUAUAUUGUGCACCCCAAUAAGCUUAUCUGGGGAUCAGAGAACAGAACACCUGAUAGAUAGACAUAGAGGCCAGAAAAUGGUGGCACACACACCUUGAAUCCCAGCAUUCUGGAGGCAGAGGUCCAUCCGGUUCUCUGUGAGUUCCAAGCCACACUGGAAACAACCAGGCAUGGUGACUCACGCCUUUAAUCCCAGGAAGUGAUGGCAGGAAGCAAAAAGGUAUAUAAGGCGUGAAAACCAGGAACUAGCCUAGUUAAGCUUUUAGGCUUUUGAGCAGCAGUUCAGCUGAGAUCCAUGUGGAUGAGGACACAGAGGCUUCCAGUCUGCGGAAACGAGAUCAGCUGAGGAACUGGCGAGCAAGUGCCCCUACCCACAGAGCCAUCUCACCAGCCCCAUACCUUCUUAAGUAUACUUUUGUCAUUUUAGGUAAGGAGUGCAGUCCAACUCUUCUUGGGCUUUGCCCCUCCUUAUUUUAUCGCAUGCAUUUCUGCCUCAUAUGUCAAUAAAUGAUCUAGGUUAAGGGUUCAUUUCUUCUUCAGGUUUGGAUACAGAUUGUCCCCAUGAAUAGCUCAGAUGUCGAAGGCCAAUCCCCAGUGGCUGGUGCCAUUUGGCAAUGAUUUGGUUAUGAGGGUGCUCACCUCACCAAUGGACUGAGUUCAUAGCUGCAUGGGCUCUUAGGAAGUAGGGCCUCGUUGGAGCAAGUGCAUCACUGGAGGAGUGCCUUUGACUGGUGAAGUGUCCAUCUAGCACCGGGCUUGGACUUAAUCAUUUGGAAGGGGGGACCAUGGACAUCAAAGCAUACUUUGAAAGAAUUGGUUAUCAGAAUCCCAGGAACAAACUGGACUUACAAACAUUAACUGAAAUCCUUCAGCACCAGAUACAAGCUAUUCCCUUUGAGAACUUGAACAUCCAUUGUGGGGAAUCCAUGGAGCUGAGCUUAGAGACCAUCUUUGAUCAAAUUGUGAGGAAGAAGAGGGGUGGGUGGUGUCUCCAGGUUAAUCAUCUCCUGUACUGGGCUCUGACCAAAAUGGGCUUUGAAACCACGAUGUUGGGAGGAUAUGUCUUUAACACUCCAGCUAACAAGUACAGCAGUGGUAUGAUUCACCUUCUAGUACAGGUGACCAUCAGUGACAAGGACUACAUUGUUGAUGCUGGGUUUGGACGUUCCUACCAGAUGUGGGAGCCUCUGGAAUUAGCAUCAGGGAAGGAUCAACCUCAGGUGCCUGCCAUUUUCCGCUUGACAGAAGAGAAUGGAACCUGGUACUUGGACCAAAUCAGAAGAGAGCAGUAUGUUCCAAACCAAGAAUUUGUUAACUCAGAUCUCCUUGAGAAAAACAAAUACAGAAAAAUCUAUUCUUUUACUCUCGAACCCCGAACUAUUGAUGACUUUGAGUCCAUGAAUACCUACCUUCAGACAUCGCCAGCAUCUGUGUUUACAAGCAAAUCAUUUUGUUCCUUGCAAACCCCAGAAGGGGUUCACUGUUUGGUGGGUUCCACCCUCACCUAUAGGAGAUUCAGUUAUAAGGACAAUGUGGAUCUUGUGGAAUUUAAGAGUCUGAAGGAGGAAGAAAUAGAAGACAUACUGAAAACUAUAUUUGGUGUUUCUUUAGAGAGAAAACUUGUGCCCAGGCAUGGUGAUAAAUUUUUUACCAUUUAGAAUAAGCAGCAGUAUAAGUUUUCAGUGUCCCUCCAUGUACUUGAACUUUUUAUGAUAAAUUUUCAAGCAGAUGUAUAUGUAAUUACAUGAGCCUUUUUGCAUCCAUACCCUAGCUUACCAGUUACUGGUAACUAGUAAUUUGUUGUAUCCUCUCUACUCCUGUAUUUUAAAUAGCAAUAAUUGCAUCUUGGAUAAACCUCAUUGGCUAUGACACUGCCACUGUGCAAAGCUCUACUCCUGUAUUUUAAUAAAAGAAAACUAGACAUUUCAUUCAUAAAAUAUCAGCACUUCUGGUUACAUGGCUUUUGAAUGAAACAUAGCUAGAAAUCAGCCAUUCAAAGAGUACUUUACUGAUGACAUGGACAUACUGGUGACCAUGCUGAUGUGUACAAGAAAACACCCAACAUUGGCUUACUGCUAAAUUCACAUGGAAUUUGUGCUAAUAGUUGAAUAAAAGAAAUAGUGAGAAAAGCAUUCCAUUAAAUUCAACCAGCAUGAAUCCAAUAUCUAAUUUUUAUGAGAUAUUAUCUGUAUAAUUUAGGAUGUGUUUGCAGCAAAGAAGAAUGGGAGCUAAUGUUGGUUCCAAAUAACUAUGUAGUCCUCAGUAUCUGACUUAUCCCAACACCUAGGGAUAUGUGGUUAGGACCAAAGAGAACCAGCCACACAGCUAAUGAUUUCCUUCUGUGUUGCUUUUGUAUCCAGUUCUUUUUAUACUAUUUUUCUUACUGUGGAAACAAACACCAAUGUUUAGAAAUUUGAGCUUCCAUAUUUUAAAAAUGUAAGUCUAAAAUAAUAUAAAUGAUGAAAUAUCUAUGUAAAACAAUUUCAAAGAGGUAUAUUAAAACAUGCUGACUAA